This is a messenger RNA of Peronospora matthiolae, 324 nucleotides long. Lineage: Eukaryota; Oomycota; Peronosporomycetes; Peronosporales; Peronosporaceae. The record is from the annotation of a GenBank genome assembly.
AUGACGGGAAAGCGCAAAUCCGCGGACCAAGCGGUUGCCACGAUCGCCAAUGUCCCGAGGGGGUAUCAUACCGGAUCGUCACAACACGCCUCGGCGGAAUCAGAGAUGGAGUUGGAAGAUUUCGUCGGCAUCCAGCGAAUGUCUCUAUGUCAAAGUGGUGCAACCUAUGUAUGCGAUCAAGUCGAUUCGGUGAAACUGAACUCGCGAUCUAAGGCCACGGGUGCUAAAGAGCAGAUGAUGACUACUACGCAAGGACUCCUGCAGACAUACCUCGAUGAGGCCAUGGAACGGUUCCGCAAAGAUCAACGGGAACGAGCGUAUUAA